This is a messenger RNA of Homarus americanus (American lobster), 1371 nucleotides long. RefSeq names its product peroxisomal membrane protein 2-like. Gene Ontology annotation, cellular component: cytoplasm; membrane. NCBI's taxonomy places the organism in Eukaryota, Metazoa, Arthropoda, Malacostraca, Decapoda, Nephropidae. Bases 224 to 790 code for a protein of 188 amino acids. The transcript is spliced from 6 exons. The record is from RefSeq and is a predicted model, not a curated record.
AAGUACUGAAUGACCUUGAGAUAACCAGCAGGUAGUCCUUCAAGGUGAUAACUUACACCUCUCUCUGAUUAUAUUACCCAAACUACAGGUCCAAACUGUCAUCAACUAACCCAUCCUCCUUCUGUGACAUCUAAGACCCGUGUAUAGGAAUUACAGGACAUAUUAAGAAGAAAAUUAACCUUUCUCCCGUAUUUAUCUGUGAACAGAGUGCGCGUUGUCGACGAUGGUGGUCUUGUCGGUACUUGACAGAGGCUUACGCACCUACAAUGGAUGCCUGUAUGCUCAGCCUCUCCUCACCAAAGCUUGCACCAGUGCGUUUACUGGGGCCCUCGGAGACUUUUUGGGCCAGCUCAUAACAAGACAACCGUCCAUCAAUUUCUACAGUAUGGCAAGAUAUGCGUCAUUUGGGUUUUUUGUGACGGGACCAUUGGCUCAUAACUUUUACAAGAAGAUAGACAAAUUGGUGCCGGCCACAGAACGAGGGGCAGCCAUCAAGCGCCUCCUGGUAGACAGACUCAUGUUUGCUCCUCUCCUCCUCCUCCUCUCCCUUUACCUUCUCUCCAGGCUUGAGGGCAAGAGUCACCGCACCUGUGCAAAUGAGAUCCAGCUAAAAUAUUGGGCGGCGCUCAAGAUGAACUGGAAAGUGUGGACUCCUGUGCAGUAUAUAAAUAUCAACUAUAUUCCUCAACAGUACCGUUCACUCUUCGCCAACUGUGUCGCUGUCUUCUGGAUCAUCUACCUCACCAACAAGAGGAGACAGGCUGCUGCUGCUGCAUCUAAAAGUGACUAAACUAUAACUAAACUUAAAGAAAAAUCUAUAAAGGUAAAUGAAGUAGUUGAGGAGUUUACUUUGUGAUCAAGAUGAAGUGGAAUGUAUGGGAGAAACGUAGAGCUUAAAAUACCCCACAUGUUAAUAAGUUGUAAACACUAAUACUGGACAGGAGUUUUUUUCUUCUCAAUUUUAUUUGACUAUUAGUAGGUUAAGUGGUCUGGUGUACAGAUCAAUUCUAGUGUCAUGAAUCUUCCUGUGGGUGUUAAAGAGUAGCUGUAAUGCUUAUAAGUACCUUGGGGUGAUAAGUAGUGUGGACCACUAAGUAGGUUGGACCGAUAAGUACAAUAGUGUGGGCCAUCAACUAGUAUGGACCAACCAAAUCCCAUUGUUUUAUAGAAAGUAGUACACUAUUACUACAGGUGGUACCAUGAUAAAAAUUCACCAUUGCGAUCACUCCUUAAAUACAGUCAUUACUGUUUCAAAAGGUAAGAUUAAUAUACUACAAAACUCUCCUUCCUUCAUUUCAGUACUGUAUUGUGUAACCUCAGUCAUACAGAUAAGUUUCCUACAACAGUUGUGUAAAUAAAUACUUCAUAAAU